Periconia digitata is the source of this 2041-nucleotide messenger RNA. The record is from the annotation of a GenBank genome assembly. NCBI's taxonomy places the organism in Eukaryota, Fungi, Ascomycota, Dothideomycetes, Pleosporales, Periconiaceae.
CUGACGUCUUACAUAGCUGCCUCCUGGUCAAAAUACUUUUGUCCGUCAUUCCCCAGGACACUUGAACAACUACACCUCUGCGACUGCAAAAUAUCCGCUAUAAAACCACAGGAACAAGCGUUUUGGACCUCACAUAUCGGUACAAUGGUACAAUCCGAAAGCACAGGCAGCCCGCUGAGUGCGGACUCCCUUUGCACAUUCAUGGCCGCCAGCCUGCCCAAGUCCGCUGAGCACCAGCUCAAGAACGCCUAUGAAGCUGUCGCACUUGCCACACAUGCAGGUAUGAUUGCGGUUGGCUUCAGACUUAUUGGGCUAGGAGAAGACGAUCGCAUUGAAGCUUCCGCAGACGCACAAAACCCACAGCCAUUGCCCACAGAAUGGAACGCUACGAAUGCGUAUGCCUUUCGAUACGCGCACGAACAAUCUUCCAUGGAAUUUCUCGUCAAAGUGAGCAGGCUGGGCGGCAAGGCAGUCAUAUUUGGCCUGGCUAUUGGCGACGACAAAACAACGACGUUCGAUGUCACAGUGAAAGACUACAUUUCAGAAAACUCGCUGCCGGUAGCUGUCGUGCAGGAUUCAUCACCAGAGGAUCUUUCAAGGAAGUUACAGGACGUGUUCAUAUCAGCGGGUCGACUCGCCGAUUUUGGCUCGCUCCUAAAGCUUUCUAUCAUACAAAAAUUGGCUCCCGGAAUCGGCAAGCACGGUCAAGAGGACACAAAUACACACACUCGGGAUGAAACCAGUUCGCGAGAACAACCGCAGCGAGGAGAUGCUGAGCAGCCGCGUCGACCAGAGGCCGAUCCCGAACCUGCCCGCCCUUAUCCUUUCAAUGACCCGCUCGCUGUCCCACGGCAACCAGGACGACCCCUUCCCGAGCCUAUCCCUGGGUUUGAAGAUGAAUAUGAGGUCAAUGGGCCUCUACGGGGAGGUUUGAGAGAUGAUCGGUUCCCAGCCGGUAUUGGCCACAACGACCUGUAUCCUCCAGGUCUUGGUCCGAACGAUCCUCUGCGCCCUCACCUUGGUGGCCAAAUACCACGUCCUGGCGGUAUGGGUGGCGGAAUGCAUCCUACUUUUGACGAUCCGAUGUUUGGUGGGCAAGGUGGAUAUGGGGGAUACGAUCCGAUGGCACCUCCAGGGGCCCGCUACGAUCCUCUUGGUCCUGGAGGUGGACCGCGUGACAACCGUGGCGGACCGCGAUUCCCUGGUGGAGGUGGGUUUGGAGGUAUGGGUGGACCUGGUGGCCGACCACCAAACCCAUUCGGUGGCUUCGGUGAUGGCGACUUCAUUUGAAAGGCACCUGGGUAUGGCGGAGGAACAAUAUGAUGUCCUUGACGAUAAAUGUCACGAUUCUACGAGAAACUUACACUUGUAUCAUGUAUAACAUAUCAUACCCUUUAUAUAUAAUUAUCCACUAUAAUACUGCAGAGCUUGUUGCUGGAGUGAAAAUUUAUGUGACUAUCUGACAUGAUACAUUGUGUUGUCUAGGCUCCCGAUCACGACUAUAGUUCCCAACAUCUGAACUGACAAAGUAGGUAUGUAACUGUGUUUUUUUGUUCUGUUUUCAUAGUAAGGAUGUGUCAGGACUCAGUGUAGUAACAUGUCCAAUGUUUUGUUCUCGCUUAUGCCAAAUCCUUCGUGAAAGACACGGGAACCUCACCAAUCUACCUAUGUACAUAUGUAGGUAUCAAUGGCGAACAUGCUUCAGUGGAUUCAUUUGAAUUUAGUAAACAGUGUAAAUUAGGCAUUCGCUUGUCCACGCUACCAGUCAACAAUGGAACCUAAACAUCCAACGCCCUCAAACCAUCCCACCCGACACCAAGCCACGACAGCAACAGCAAUAACAACCCACAAGAUCCCAGCCCGACCGUUUAUCAGCCUUACCGGCCCACAAACUCUCCUCCGUCCAUCAUCUCCGCUCCAAGCGAACCCGCCUAUCGCCCUACCCGAGUGGGAGCACCGCACACUUCCUACAGGUAGAAUAGUGGGUAUGCAGCGGCGGCGUAGGUAUACUUACGGCACAGUUCCCAUGACCUUUCUACCC